CAGCAGGCCCAUCACCAUAGUGUCUCUCCGCUUUCUCCAAAUUCUUUAUUCCUUACCCUAUCCCGUUGUAUAAGUACCCACCCCUUCUCUUUCCCUCCCAAAACCACCUUCUCUUUCAGCUCUGAGGUCUCCACCACCACAAGUACAUAAGAAGAAGAAGAAGAAGAAGAAAUGACGAUGAGCAGCCAUAUUGGGCCUUUUGGAGAUACGACACUGACCAAAGUGUUUGUUGGAGGAUUAGCAUGGGAGACACCAACGGAAGCCUUGAGAGAGCACUUUGAGAAAUAUGGUGAGAUCCUGGAGGCUGUCAUUAUCUCUGAUAAAGUCACUGGCAGAUCCAAGGGCUAUGGAUUUGUCACGUUUAGGGAUGCUGAAUCAGCAAAAAAGGCUUGCGAAGACGCUGCUCCCAUCAUCAACGGUCGCCGAGCCAACUGCAAUUUGGCUUCUCUUGGUGCUCGCCGUCCGAGGUCCACCACUCCGGCUCCUCCUCAACAUGGAUCCAACGUUGGACCGAAAUCCACAUCACCAGCACCAGCAAAUCACGUGCAGUGGUACUAUCCAGCUGGUUCACCUUUAUCCCCAUAUCAUCAUCAUCAGCACCACUAUCAGGCCGUUCCCUUUUAUGGCUACACCCCAACUUACGUUGCAACUGACAUCAGUUACAAUCAUAAGCUGAGCUACACAGGCGGGUCCUACAUGAACGGGCAUUUUUCUCAGGUGUAUCCAGGGCAGCCCAUUAUGGGUGCGAAUCCAGCGAUGCCAAUGUACCCGUUUUAUCAAUUCCAUCAAUCACAGACGAUGGGCCUACGUGCCCAUAUCUUCCCACCAACAACAGCGGGCCCCCUGACGACAGUCCCCACCAUAAUACCAAAGACUCCAUCGAUAGCUCCUAGCCCAGAGACAGUUUGCUUGGCUGUGGAAUAGGUUCGCUUGGCACAGAGAAAUGCUUUAAAAUGGCCGGCUAAGGACAAACAAUGAGGGAGGAUGGUACUGGCAGCUGCUGCAAAGACAACAUUAUUUUCUUAUAUGUUGUGGCUAUUAAUUCUUCCCUAUUUAUUUAUUUUUUAAAUAUUUCUUAUUAUGAUUCUUAAUUAGGUGUUUGAUAAUAUUCUUUCAUCUCUUCUUCUCUC
Hevea brasiliensis (rubber tree) is the source of this 1130-nucleotide messenger RNA. Its product is annotated as probable RNA-binding protein ARP1. Lineage: Eukaryota; Viridiplantae; Streptophyta; Magnoliopsida; Malpighiales; Euphorbiaceae. The transcript is spliced from 6 exons. The record is from RefSeq and is a predicted model, not a curated record. Gene Ontology annotation, molecular function: RNA binding. The coding region runs from base 172 to 924 and encodes 250 amino acids.